Monopterus albus (swamp eel) is the source of this 1765-nucleotide messenger RNA. RefSeq names its product TNF receptor superfamily member 13B (gene tnfrsf13b). Gene Ontology annotation, cellular component: plasma membrane. The coding region runs from base 67 to 819 and encodes 250 amino acids. Gene Ontology annotation, molecular function: protein binding. The record is from RefSeq and is a predicted model, not a curated record. The transcript has 5 exons. Lineage: Eukaryota; Metazoa; Chordata; Actinopteri; Synbranchiformes; Synbranchidae. Gene Ontology annotation, biological process: hematopoietic progenitor cell differentiation; B cell homeostasis; negative regulation of B cell proliferation.
ACAAACCAAAGAUUCUCCCACCGCUUCUUCGACUCACCAGUGUGAGGGUUAUCAGAAUCAGCACCAAUGGGUGGAAAGUGCCCUCAUGGUCACCACUGGGACGCCUUGAUCAAAACAUGCAUGUCCUGUCAUUUGGUAUGCCAGCAAAAACAUGCACCCAGCAAGUGCACCAGCUACUGUGAGUCUGCUCAGUGCAAGACGCUGCCUGGCCACCACUAUGAUAGGCUGCUGCAGACAUGUGUUUCGUGUACUAAGAUUUGUGGCAGACAUCCAGCAGAAUGCGCCCCACACUGUGAGACUCCGCAAACUCCUGUGAAGACGAUAAAGCCCACAGCGCUGACAGACCUGGAAGGCUCCACCAUAGUACUCUACUCCCUGCUGGCACUGUGCGCGGUGCUGCUUGUUUCUAGCUUGUCUAUAGCCUUCACAGUCUUUCUUAGGAAAUGCAGGGCCAAACCCUCUAACCUAGGAGCCAAGGAGGCUAACCCCAAGCAGAAGCGUGAGGUCCAGCCAGGCAAGGAGAGUGGCCUGCCAGGUGGCCAGCUGUGGCAGAGCUCCACAGACUUAACAAGUUCAAGCCGUCCCAUCGACCGUGAGACAGAUGACCCCAGCCCGACAGAGACCUGUGUGUGUGUCCACUGUUUCCCUGACCUGAAAGCUACAGGCCUGAGCAAUGACAGGCCCCUGAGAGCACCUACUGCUUACUACCAGCAAACGGUCCUCCAUAGAGCCCAAACCCAAAAUGGAGGUGCAGUCUGGACUGGAGGUCCAGGAGGAAGCAGCAAUGGGAUGGGGACCACUCAUACUCUCUCAGCUUGAAGUAUCCCACAAGAAAACCGGAAUGGAUAAAUCAGAUUUGUCGGUAUAUUUGAUUUUAGCAGAACAAAAAACAAACAAAAAACUCUAUUCCAUCAUACUCUCAUGCUGCUGCAGAUGCUGUCGGUGUUUAAAAAGUCAUUCUUCAUCCAAUGACGCACAGAAACAAGUGAAAGACAUCUUUCCAUUCAAAAACCGUAGAAAAACAGGUUUCUCACUCUGAUGAGGACAGAAUUGGAAUUUUGUGAUACAGAGCAGUGGAAGCUUUACUGCACAAUGCUCUGUUUGCACAUAACUGAAUGUAACUGAUUCGUUUAUCAGGGGUUUCAUGAAAAAUGGUUCACUUUUUUUGCAUCAUGAUUACUGAGGCUGGACUACUGUAUUGUCAGAUUAUUUCCUUUCACACACGCCACAUGGCAGGCAGCAGUCACCUUUAGUCUUUGUGAAACUUUUAACAGGAGUCCUGAGGCAAAGUGAAGAAAAGCAUCAGUCCAUCUUCAUCUUUGCAACUGACUUGGUGUCACCACUGCCUUUUAAGGGCAAAACACAUUUUCAGUGAUACUUAGUUUGCAGUACAUCUACUAAAACGUUCCUGGCACUGAAAGGUUUUGCUCUUCACCACACAAUCAUUCCAUUGUGGGAGAAGAAAAGAGGAGGUGGAUGUAAAAACUAGAUGAACAGCCAGUCUCGCCAACUACCUUGUGUAAACCAAAUAGCCUGUGACAGUCCUGGAACCCCGCCAAACUAUGGACAAAUCCAGAAACAGCCCAACAGCAGCUAACUUCUGUCAGAUCACAGUUUCACAUGAUGUCAUUUCAGUAAAGCUAUACUUGUGUGCCUGAGUUCAUGCCUCCCAAUCUUGUUUGCCGAUUUUCCACCAAAACAAGUGAAGCACACGCUACAUAACAAUGCAUUUCAAACAACAAAUUGAGCAAUGCUCCAGGUAGUA